Amblyraja radiata (thorny skate) is the source of this 1485-nucleotide messenger RNA. RefSeq names its product syntaxin 11a (gene stx11a). The record is from RefSeq and is a predicted model, not a curated record. Gene Ontology annotation, biological process: synaptic vesicle fusion to presynaptic active zone membrane; intracellular protein transport; exocytosis. Gene Ontology annotation, molecular function: SNAP receptor activity; SNARE binding. The coding region runs from base 344 to 1201 and encodes 285 amino acids. The transcript has 2 exons. Gene Ontology annotation, cellular component: endomembrane system; synaptic vesicle; presynaptic active zone membrane. NCBI's taxonomy places the organism in Eukaryota, Metazoa, Chordata, Chondrichthyes, Rajiformes, Rajidae.
CGUGUUGAUCGCAGCUUGUUCAACCCCUUCCUCUCCUCGGCUAAAACUUCCACAGAGACUUGUGACCAUCACAGAGGGCUGUGACUGAACCGCGCUAGUGACUCGAGAGGCUGCACGGUUCUCCGCUGGUCUGGACGCCAAACGCGGAAGAAGCACCGGGGAGAGACAGUGAAUGUGAAUGUGAAUGAUACUCUGGAUGUGAGCAGUUGUGGAGAAGCGAGCAAGGUGCCCCUAACUCUGCAGUAACUUGCUCAACCAACCCACUCUUCGUGGAGAGGCUCUGUUCCGGGAAGUCCACCUUGUUUUCUCGCCUCAACGAGCGCUUCUCGCUUAUCUCGAAACAAUGAAGGACAGGCUUGAAGAAUUGAUCGGACUUUCAAAACUGUAUCAGCUGUCGACAGAGGCUGAAGAUAAGCCCGAUUCCCAUCAAGAGAGCUUUGUGUUUGAAUGCGACUUCAUUUUACAGGUUCUUUAUAAGACGGUGCACCAGAUUUGGGAGGAAAAUGGACGUCUGAAGGUGGACAUCAGGCGCCUGGGCAAACAGAACAAUCGCUUUCUGACCUCAAUGCGACGUUUCAGCAGCAUCAAGCGGGAUUCAAGUUCUAUCGCUAAAGCCAUAAAGGGGCAAGGUGAGAAGAUUCAACAGAGGCUGCAGAACCUGAGCAACUACACAGAAGAGAUCACGGGCACACACGGGCCCAAUGCUGCCAUUGUCCGCAUUGCCAAGGCACAGCAUUACACUCUUCUCCAUGCCUUCCACGACGCCAUGGUGGACUAUAACAUGGAGGAGAUGAGGCAGCGGGAAAACUGCAAGAGCCGGAUCCAGCGGCAACUGGAGAUCAUGGGGAAGGAUGUGUCGGGCAACGAAAUGGAGGAGAUAAUAGAACUGGGGAAAUGGGAUGUGUUUUCAGAGAACCUGCUGAGCGAGGUGCGGGGAGCGCGAUCGGCUCUGUCGGAGAUUGAACUGCGGCACCAGGAGCUGUUGAAGCUGGAGUCCAGAGUACGAGAGAUCCAUGACCUGUUCUUGCAAAUGGCCUUGCUGGUGGAGCAACAGUCUGACACUCUCAACAACGUCGAGGUGAAUGUGCAGAAGGUUCAAGAUUACGUUGGUGUUGCCAGGACUCAGCUGGCAAAGGCCGUGGAGCUGAAAAGGAAAAACAUCUGUCGACAGAUCUUCUGCUGUUGCAGUUGCUGCCCUUGACAUCCUCGUCCGCACGUUGUCGCUCUCUGUGCCUUAAUACAACUUCAUAAUCUCACAGCAAAAGUAACAACACCCUCUCUGAGCAAAUGGAUGGGACAGCAAUGAUAUUCUCCUUUUGAAGAUGAUAUUCUAUAUGCCUGCAGCAUCUCCAGGUUACAACAAAGGAUUUUAAUUGUGUAGGAAGAAAUUGUAAAUGCUGGUUUAAACCGUAGACACGAAAAGCUCGAGUAACUUAGCAAGUCACACAAUAUCUCCAGAGAAAAGGAAUUGGUGACAUUUCGAGU